This is a messenger RNA of Colletes gigas, 1729 nucleotides long. Its product is annotated as regulator of microtubule dynamics protein 1-like. The coding region runs from base 272 to 1351 and encodes 359 amino acids. The record is from RefSeq and is a predicted model, not a curated record. Gene Ontology annotation, molecular function: microtubule binding. The transcript is spliced from 6 exons. NCBI's taxonomy places the organism in Eukaryota, Metazoa, Arthropoda, Insecta, Hymenoptera, Colletidae. Gene Ontology annotation, cellular component: mitotic spindle pole; cytoplasm; spindle microtubule.
UGGCUACGCGACGCGUGGUUAACGUUCUUUUUACAAAAAAGGAAGAAAAUCUUGUUUCGUAUUAGCGAUUGACAAUACAGUCAACAUUCGACUAAAAUGAUAAAACAUUUACAUUGCCUGUGUAGUUAUUAUGUCGUCGGUGAAUAAUACAUAUGCAAAAUUGAUACAAUUUUGAGCACAGUUUAUAAAGAAAAAUAGAGAAAAUAACGGUACAUAUAUCGAUGCAUUUACCUUGAUUAUAGAUCUACAAUUUUUCUUUAUUAACACCAUAAUGAACGAUAUACAUUUAAUUGCUACUACCAUUAGUGUGACUGUUGGUGUCAUAAGUGCAGCUAGUAUUUUUAUUUAUCAUACAAUUUUCAAGGACCAACAACAUACAGUUAGUUCCAAUUUAAAUGCUGCGAAUAAAAGAAUCGCUGAAUUGCAACUGGAAUUAGAAGCGUUAAGGCAACAAUUACAACAGAGUCAACAGAAAAAGAAACGAAAAAUUUCACGAAGAUUUGUUUCUACCGAUAGUACGUUUACUGUAACGGACAAUGAGACUGAUAACGAUGCUUUCUCGACAGCGGACACAGAAAUCGGUGAUGAUGAAUUCUAUGAUUGUUCUGACAGCGAAAGCGUCAUCGGGGAAAAUGACAUAAGGAUCUCAGAGGAAUUGAACGAGUUGGAUUUAACACUUAAGGAGAUUGAUGAAGGUGCGAAUGAAGAUUUUUAUAUCGAGACAUACUAUAAACUACAAACUUUGAUAAAAUCUCACGAAAACAGUAUAGAAGUAAUAUGGAGAUUUGCAAGGGCUUGUUACGAACAUGCAGAAGCUACAGCUGAUAAAAAUGUUAGAAGGUUGAUAAUUCUUGAAGGAAUUGGACAGUGCGAAAAAGUUCUUGAAAUUCAAAAUGCGGAUUUGUUCAAAUGGUAUGCUAUACUCAUAGGAUUAAAUGGAGACUACUUGUCAACGAUAGACAAAAUAAAAAACGGUGUUCGUUUUAAGAAUUAUAUUGUGAUGGCCUUAGAAAUGCGGCCAGAUGAUUGUGAAUUGCAUUAUCUCCUUGGACGGUUUAAAUACGAGAUAGCCAUUUUGAGUUGGUUCGAAAGACGGGUGGCGGCAACGUUUAUUUCCGAAAGUGUCUCGUAUAAUGAUGCACUUGUUUGUUUCGAGGCGGCAGCAAGACUGGGGAAAAAAACUCUGCAACUUCAACUAUUUAUUAGCAAAUGUUAUAUUGCUUUGCAACAGUAUUCAUGCGCACAUAAUACAUUAAAGGGAAUAUUAAAUAAAUCGGCAUUGUCGGCUGCAGAUGAAAAAGUGCAAGCAGAAGCGAGUACGCUUCUCAAAAAAUAUUCAGGAUAUCUUUGAUAACAAGCAAUAGCGUAUUUGUACAUCCGAUCCGUAUCCAAUAAUUAUAUUAUACACGCACACGCGCGCGCGUGCGCAUCCACACACUUACACAUUCAAAAGCAUUUAUAUAUAAAUAAAAAUCCUAUCUUAUAGACCAAUAUAAACAGUAACGUAAUGAAUAAUUAUAUAGUAUGGAAUACAGGUACUAAAAGAACUUUUUAUCUAUUAUAGAAGAUAUUAUGAAUCUUUUAUCUUAAUUCAAAUUUUAUAAAAGAUUUUUAAAGAUCUGAAUAAAAACGUGCAUAGCAGCGGUGCAAAGUUUUAUAAGCUAUUAGGAAGGUGUACUUGGUUUAUACAUACUAGCAAAUAAUAUUUUAUACAUGCGUAUAUAUUAAU